Messenger RNA from Entamoeba invadens IP1, 414 nucleotides. RefSeq lists its product as hypothetical. NCBI's taxonomy places the organism in Eukaryota, Evosea, Mastigamoebida, Endamoebidae. The record is from RefSeq and is a predicted model, not a curated record. The transcript has a single exon. The coding region runs from base 1 to 414 and encodes 137 amino acids.
AUGUUAAAAACAUUUGUAAUAAUGUUAUUUGUUGUUGGGAUGAUCCAAACCACGAUGUGUGAAUACGUUGAAGACGGUGAGGACUUCCAACUUUUCGAUCAAAAUGAAGGACAAGAGCAAGAAGCUCAAGCAGCACCGAAACAAGAACAACUCCCACCUGGACAAAAGUUGCUCAUGCAAAUUCAGGAAUUGUUACAAUCGACACAACAAGCACUCGAACUCGCGAAACAACCACUUCCAGUAGUCCAAAAACAAGUCGAUAUUCCAACUGUUCCUCCACGUGUCACUGUUCAACAACUGUUCCCUUCUACAACACCAGAAACACAACCAAAAGCUCAACAGCAACAAGAACCACAGACAGAACAACAAACACAACCACAACAAGAACCACAGGAACAAGCAGAAGCCUCAUAA